This is a messenger RNA of Alosa sapidissima (American shad), 3595 nucleotides long. It is a transcript of the gene gorab, whose product is annotated as golgin, rab6-interacting. The transcript is spliced from 5 exons. The coding region runs from base 160 to 1263 and encodes 367 amino acids. Gene Ontology annotation, biological process: non-motile cilium assembly. NCBI's taxonomy places the organism in Eukaryota, Metazoa, Chordata, Actinopteri, Clupeiformes, Clupeidae. The record is from RefSeq and is a predicted model, not a curated record.
UAAACAUCCACAACUAUGGCGGCGUAGUACUAGAAGCUACAGGGACGCGGUCAUAAUUUCGCUUAAUUUUCUAUAUUUUCGUUGAAGCUUGCAUUAGUCCCCUUUUGAAGUUACUUUAAAAUGUUUUAGAGUUUUGUUUGCGUACACUACAUCCCAGAAAUGGCAUCAUGGGCUGGCUUUUCGGACGAAGAGCUGCGGAGAAUACAGCUGAAAGAUCAAGCGAUGUCUACUCCAGGGAAUGGACGGGGCCGCAAACCGACUACCACCAACCGGAGUCGGCAACAGCUCCAGCGGGAACGAGCACUCAAACUCGCCGCUCAAACGACUGAGAACAACGAGACAUUACCACCCGAGCAGAAGCUCACCAAGCCCCAUUUGGCAUCACCUGCGCCCACAGUACCGACUGCCGUUGACACCAGAAAGGACGAGCCUGUGACUGUAAAGGCAGCUGCGGUCAAGCCUGUGACAGUAAAGGUAGAUUCGGUCAACAACCAUGAUACGGAGCUGUCGGUUGAAGUCAUACCAGCGGCAAAAGAGUUGGAUAAACAGGAAGUGGAAUUGAGGGAGCGAACUCGUCUGGAGAAACUGCAGCUUGAACAGCGAAUUAUGGAAGAGAAGAAUAAACAGAAGAAGGCUCUAUUAACCAAAACCAUUGCAGAGAAGUCCAAGCAGACUCAGGCUGAGGCAGUAAAACUGAAACGCAUUCAGAAGGAGCUGCAGGCGCUGGACGACUCUGUGUCCAAUGAUAUCAACAUCCUCCGCAAGCUGAUCGAGCAGGCCAGCCUGGACUACUCCACUGCAUGGAAGCGAUUUGAGCGCGCGGAGGCAGAGUACGUGGCGGCGAAGCUGUCGCUGCACCGGCACACCGACGUUAAGGAGCAGCUGACGGAGCACCUGUGCGCCAUCAUUCAGCAGAACGAGCUGCGCAAGGCGGCCAAGCUGGAGGAGCUGAUGCAGCAGCUUCAGCUCAGUGAGGAGCUGGAGAGCCAGCCACCCCCAGCACCCCCAGGGAAGGAGCAGCCCAGCAGCGCCCAGAGCCCUGCAUCGUCCCCCGGCAACGACUCCACCACCACCUCGACCACCACCACCACCACCACCUCGACCACCACAGCAGCAGGAGAUCCAGGCAGUAAACAGGGCUGUCCCGAGGCCAGCCCAGCCCCAGCAAGUGAGGAACCCCCCCAGGCGCCAGUGAGCACUGAGACUGCCGAGGCCCCACAAACCCCCCCGACCCCACAGAACGCCCAGGUCCCCCCAUCCUAACACCAGCACAGGCAAAAUCAUGGGCUCUUCUUAUCUUCUAUCUUUCUACCUAAAGACUUCUACCUAAAGACAUUUUUUACUGAUCCUUUUGGGAAGAUAUAUAUAAUAUUUUUUUAUAAUCUGUGUAAAUGGCUAUUCAAGGAUGUGUUUGUAUUUGUGUUUGUAUUUGUGUGUUUGUUUGUGUGUGUGUGUGCGCGAGAGGGGGGGGGGGGGGGUGUUUGGGGCUUACUUGGGUACUGCCGGCAGUGGUUGGGCUGUCUGUCUGAUCACAGGGGGACUGGGGAAGAAGAUGGCUUUAUUAUGGCAAAGCCUGUCGCGGCCCAUCAGCUCAGUAGGACCAUAGGCGUCUUUGUAGAUGCACUAGGAGCGCGUGGCGGUCCAUUUAGUCUCCAUCUGUCCGUGGAUUCACAACGGUUUUGUCUAAUAUGACUAAAUACUCUAUACACUAAAGACAGAAUGUGAUUUUUUUUUUUUUUUUCAGAUCACACUCACAUCCCUCUUUCAUGGCAAACAAUGCCAUGGCUUUCAUGUUAAGUGCCUGCUAUGACAUCAUCAUAGUGCGCUAGAAGCCCUACAUGUGUCUGUGUCAGACUGCUGCUGUCGGCCUGGUGAUCCAUGCCAUUCGUCACUCCCUGGCAGUUUAAAACAAAGAGCAGGGAGAAAUCCGAGGCCUUCCCUGUCUCCGAGUUUACACUGUAUAGGCAACAUGAAAACCGAAAUGUAAAUUAAAUUAGUAAUGUAUAAUGCAGCACAAAAACAUACUCCCCACUGGCAGUGUUGUUGAGGAGGCAGUGUUUCCAUUUCACUAGGCUAUAUUGUGCUGCAAAUGCAGCAACAGUUUGUUAACCAAAGAGAUGUAUAGAACAAUUGAGAAAUGCACAACAAAUGAAAGAUGUUUUUUAAUGUGUAGUUAUUUUUUACAUAUGGUUAUGUAUAUCACAGGCACCGUACUAUCCUGCGCAUUGCUUGCAUGAUUGGUGAAAAGCAGACGUGGCGAGAGAUUGGUGUCCCGUUGGUCGGUGCCCUGCGUCUGUGCCGUGGUAAGAUGAUCCGCCUGCGUCGGGAGGCCCUCUGGAUGUGGACUAUGUAUUGAUGAGCCAUAGUGGCCCUCUGGAUGUGGACUAUGUAUUGAUGAGCCAUAGUGGCCCUCUGGAUGUGGACUAUGUAUUGAUGGGCCGUAGUGGCCCUCCUUGUUUUCGUGUUUUUUCUUCUUUCGCUCGGUUUACUCACCGACGUCGGCGAAGCAAGCCGGUUUCCCUAGACACCCUGCUGUUCGUCUGCCAGAGAGUCAAAUGGGUGUACUGCUUUGCUCUCAGUCCUUAGUCCUCGCCUAAAACACAAACGUUCCUCCAGCGUUAUCCCACGCUGCACUGACAACAGGCCUAACUUACUACAUUUUGAUUUACGAUGGUGUAUUUAAGUGAGAUUGCUAUUUAAUUUUUUUUUUUUUUUUUAACCAGCGGUUUUUGUGUGGGUCCUCUUUGGUCUGGACUUAAUCUUUGUUUUAUUGGUCUAUAUAGUCUGUUGGUUGUGUCUUCAAAUUAUUGCCUGUGAAAGAAUUAGGUCUACAUAUAUUCUAGUCUGUUUUAUUUAAACAUGUUUAUUGUUAUUAUUACAGCCUGGGCUCAAAUGGAUUUUCAAAUUGUUGACCCUUAUAUAAAGUGGAUUUCAUGGGGACUUUUUUCCUUGGGUUGUUUUUAAUACAUGAAAUAAAGUAACCUUAUUAUAGCUUGUCUUUUUAACAUACCUUAUGGAAUUGCACAAUUGCCAGCUUGAGACCAAAUAUUUAGAUAGGUUGUCUCAACUUUACACUAGGCUACCGACUUUAUGAUUGUUUAAGGUGCUGUCCGAAUACGGUCUUAAGCUCUCUUGUCCGGGCAGUCCACCGGACAGCUCACAUGGCGGUUCAAAGCAACUUUAAGAGCGUUGUAAGUGUUCCUCAAACCGGCCCGGAUUUUUUUACUGCCGCCUGGUCCCAUCUGGUCGUCUGCAUGCGGCAGUGCCAUAAACUCAACUCAUUUAAUUAGUCGCUGCAAGCGGCCGCAAGUGUGCCCUCUGCCAGACAACCUCCACGCGCUUCCAAGGUCACACAAAUGGGCGACGUUUGUUUCUCUGCCCGUAAAUUAGGUUUCGCUGGACUUUCAACUCUUUGCUUAACUUUUUCAGCCCAACAUCUAGAAAAUGUAUAGGCCUAUUUAUGCUCUAUAGACAUGGGGAUAUGAAACAUGGAAAUGUCGGCCAUAUGGGAAAUUGCUUCUGUCAUUGGAUCAAAAUGUUAACAUUGCACUAAUAAACCAAUAAAUAAAUCCGCCCAAAUAAAUUAUUAAUUUCA